Fusarium coffeatum is the source of this 258-nucleotide messenger RNA. RefSeq lists its product as uncharacterized. The coding region runs from base 1 to 258 and encodes 85 amino acids. The transcript has 2 exons. Gene Ontology annotation, biological process: mitochondrial respiratory chain complex IV assembly. NCBI's taxonomy places the organism in Eukaryota, Fungi, Ascomycota, Sordariomycetes, Hypocreales, Nectriaceae. Gene Ontology annotation, cellular component: mitochondrion. The record is from RefSeq and is a predicted model, not a curated record.
AUGUCUCGAGCAUCUAAGCUCACUCUGCUGGGCACUUCGCUGGGCACGGUCGGCAUAGUCUUUGCUGUGCAUUUCCAGCAGAAGUUCGAGCGGGAGGCUAUGCACGAAGGUGUUAUCCGCGAUAUGGAACAGCAGAGAGUCAAGCGAGAAAGACAAUUGGACUUCGAUUUGCAAAAACAACUGGAGGCAGAGUACAAACGGGAGCAGACAGUGCAUGACUCGAUAGCAGCAGCCGAGAAAAGUCUUCCAAAUCGAUAG